Maylandia zebra (zebra mbuna) is the source of this 1692-nucleotide messenger RNA. NCBI's taxonomy places the organism in Eukaryota, Metazoa, Chordata, Actinopteri, Cichliformes, Cichlidae. The record is from RefSeq and is a predicted model, not a curated record.
AAAUCCCUUUUGGCUCUGAUCAAGGCUAAUGGUGAUGUUUCUCCUGGUUCUCCAUUUUAGCUUUUUCUGGACAAGCAAACGCAUAAAGUCUGUUAAAGGUUUGGAUGUUUAUGGUCACAAUGAAGAAGAUGAAGAAAGAAGAAAGAUGAAAGCCUUCAUCUUCUUUCUUCUCCUGGGAUUUGAGGGGGCAGCAGCAGUGACCCACUCGCUGAAGUAUUUCUACACUGCGUCCUCUCAAGUCCCAAACUUCCCAGAGUUUGUGGCUGUUGGGAUGGUUGAUGAUGUUCAGAUUGAUUAUUAUGACAGCGACACGGAGAAAGAUGAGCCCAAACAGGACUGGUUUGCCAGGAACACAGAUCAGCAGUACUGGGAGAGUCAGACUGCAAAAAGGAUGGGUGACCAGCAGAGGUUCAAAGCCAACAUUGAGACUUUAAAGCAGCGCUUCAACCAAACUGGAGGUGUUCACAUUUACCAGGUGAUGUGCGGCUGUGAAUGGGAUGAAGAAACAGGUGAAGUGAAUGGAUAUCACCAAGAAGGUUAUGAUGGAGAGGACUUCAUAAGCUUUGACCUGAAGACAGAGACAUGGGUCGCUCCAAAACAACAGGCUGUCAUGACACAGAUGAAGUGGGGAAAUAACAGAGCUAUGAUGGCUCUGUAUAAGUACUACCUCACCCAGAUUUGUCCUGAGUCACUGAAGAAGUAUGUGAACUAUGGGAGGAGCUCUCUGAUGAAAACAGUUGUCCCCAAAGUGUCUCUCCUCCAGAAGUCUUCCUCCUCUCCAGUCAGCUGCCACGCUACAGGUUUCUAUCCUGACAGAGCCGAGAUGUUCUGGAAAAAAGAUGGAGUGGAGCUUCAUGAGGGUGUGAACAAAGGAGAGAUUCUCACCAACAAUGACGGGACCUUCCAGAUGAGUGUUGACCUGGAUGUCUCAUCAGUGAAAUCUGAAGACUGGCACAGCUACAGAUGUGUGUUUCAGCUCUCUGGUGUGAACGAGGACAUCGCCACCAAACUGGACAAAUCAGACAUCAAGAUAAAUGAAGGAAAUUCCUUCUCCCUGAUCAUCCCUGUUGUUGUUGCUGUUGUUGUUGUUGUUGCUGCCAUCGCUGUGAUCACAUUCUUUAUUUACAAAAAGAGGACAGGCAAACGUCCCCCAUCUCCUGCAGAGAACCGUGAAGUCAAGGAGCAAAUGCUUCCUCAAGACCGAAACCACAAACAGCUCUGCACACAAGAACCUGAGAGAAGACGUGUCGUUCUUCUCCAUAAACUGGAAUUCAUUGAAUUCGUUGAUUCGUUGAUUGUUCACAGACUUUAGAUCUGUUAAAAAGAUCUAAAGUCUAAAAUAUAGUUGCAGAUGCUUAUUUGUCAAGAUUUAAUGGAAAGGAGUUUGAAAAUGAGUUGGCAAAUGUUUAACAUAUACAUCAUAAUGGUGGCAUUAAAUUAUUCUGAAGAUCUAACAAAGAUGUGACCACCUGGAGAGACGUAAAACACAAUAAAAACAAUAUGAAACAAUGAAAGCAUCACAGCAGUCUCAAUACAGUCAUAAUUAAACCUUUGUAUGUUCAUCUUCACUCAAACAUAUAUUAGUUUAGUGUUUCUGGUUUUCUUGUAAAUUAUUGAAUCACUCAUGAAUGCUGAGAUUCCCUCACUCUCAGUGAUAAAGGAAUCAUAAUAAUAUAUUUCUAAAUCUUGUAC